Prunus persica (peach) is the source of this 2667-nucleotide messenger RNA. Its product is annotated as alkaline/neutral invertase A, mitochondrial. Gene Ontology annotation, biological process: sucrose catabolic process. The transcript is spliced from 6 exons. Gene Ontology annotation, molecular function: endo-alpha-N-acetylgalactosaminidase activity; sucrose alpha-glucosidase activity. Bases 302 to 2344 code for a protein of 680 amino acids. The record is from RefSeq and is a predicted model, not a curated record. Lineage: Eukaryota; Viridiplantae; Streptophyta; Magnoliopsida; Rosales; Rosaceae. Gene Ontology annotation, cellular component: mitochondrion.
UUCCUCAUCUGCAAAUUGCUUCAGACGCACUCUCUCUCUCUCGCAUUCAUUCAAACUUUUGGCUCAGAUCAACUGUAAGUAACGUUCUCUUCUGUUUCCAUUUACGUUCAAAUUUGAAAUCUCUGUAUAAUUUUGUUAUAAUAAUUCUUCUGUAUAUACAUAUAAACUCAAUCUUUUCUCUGUUUUUCUAAUUUUUCCGAGAUUAACAGAGCCUGAAUAUUAGAACAAAGUUGCUUUUUUUUUUUUUAAAGAAAAAGGAAAAAAAAUUAGGUGAUUAAUUGAUCAGUGUAAUAUACAUAGAAUGAGUAGUAGCAAUUGUAUUGGAAUCUAUACCAUGAGGCCAUGCUGUAGAAUUCUCAUGGGCUAUGGCUCCAGAAGUUCUUCAGUUUUCGGUUCACCGCAGCCGAAAUUGAACGACAUAGUCACUCAUAAUUUGUCGAAAUUACAAUCGAGACGACAAAAACGUAGCUGUAAUUCUCAGAUUGUUGGGUACAUACGUGUAAUUGAUCCGAAUCGGAGGGUUUUUAGCGUUUCCGAUUCGAAUUGGGGUCAGACUAGGGUUUGCAAGACGACUAGUCGUGUUGGUAAUACUAGUAGUAGUAGAAGGGGUAUUUUAGUCAUCCCAAAUGUAGCGUCCGAUAUUAGGAACCAUUCGACCUCGGUGGAAACUCAGGUUAAUGGGAAAACCUCCUUCGAAAGUAUUUAUAUUCAAGGUGGGUUGAAUGUGAAACCUUUGGUGAUAGAGAAGAUUGAGACAGAUCAUGGUGAUGUAGUUAGAGAAGAAGAGUCUAGGGUAGAGGUUAAUGGCUCAAAUGUAAAUGUAAAUAUAGGUAAUUCCAAGGGUUUGAAUGACACCAAGGAUGAGAGAGAGCUGUCUGAUAUUGAAAAGGAAGCCUGGAGCUUGCUUCGGGAUUCAGUUGUUAGUUAUUGUGGGAAUCCAGUCGGAACUCUUGCUGCUACUGAUCCUGCUGACAAGACACCGCUCAAUUACGAUCAGGUCUUCAUUCGAGACUUUGUCCCAUCGGCACUCGCUUUCUUGCUCAAUGGAGAAGCUGAUAUUGUCAAGAAUUUUCUGCUUCACACUUUGCAGUUACAGAGCUGGGAGAAGACGGUUGACUGCCACAGCCCUGGGCAAGGGUUGAUGCCGGCAAGCUUUAAAGUUAAGACUGUACCUCUUGAUGGGAUGAAUGGAGAAUUUGAGGAAGUUUUAGAUCCUGAUUUUGGUGAAUCAGCCAUUGGCCGUGUUGCACCUGUUGAUUCAGGGUUGUGGUGGAUCAUCUUGUUGAGAGCUUAUGGAAAGAUCACUGGUGAUUAUGCAUUACAAGAAAGGGUAGAUUUCCAGACAGGCAUAAGGCUGGUCCUUAAUCUGUGUUUAAAAAAUGGAUUUGACAUGUUUCCUACCCUGUUAGUCACUGAUGGUUCCUGUAUGAUUGAUAGACGGAUGGGUAUUCAUGGACACCCUCUUGAAAUCCAAGCGCUGUUCUAUUCAGCUCUAAGAUGCUCCCGUGAAAUGCUCAUUGUCAAUGAUGGCACAAAAGAUUUGGUGGCUGCAAUCAAUAACCGACUUAGUGCACUCUCAUUUCAUAUGAGAGAAUAUUAUUGGGUGGAUAUGAAGAAGAUCAACGAGAUUUAUCGUUACAAGACGGAGGAAUAUUCUACAGAUGCUGUCAACAAGUUCAAUAUCUAUCCAGAUCAAAUUCCAUCUUGGUUAGUUGAUUGGAUUCCUGAGGAAGGUGGUUUCCUCAUUGGCAAUCUACAACCUGCUCAUAUGGAUUUUAGGUUCUUCACACUUGGAAAUCUUUGGUCUAUUGUAUCAUCUCUGGGUACCCACAAACAGAAUGAGGAUAUUUUAAAUUUGAUUGAAGCCAAAUGGGAUGAUUUCGUGGCUCAAAUGCCCCUUAAAAUUUGUUACCCUGCUCUGGAGUAUGAAGAAUGGCGAAUAAUUACUGGUGGUGACCCAAAGAAUACGCCAUGGUCAUAUCAUAAUGGUGGGUCUUGGCCAACACUCCUAUGGCAGUUCACCUUGGCUUGCAUCAAGAUGGGCAGGACCGAGUUAGCACAAAAGGCAGUGGAUUUGGCAGAGAAGAGGCUUUCUGCGGAUCAGUGGCCUGAAUAUUACGACACGAAAAGUGGGAGAUUUAUAGGCAAGCAAUCCCGCCUUUUCCAGACGUGGACGAUUGCUGGUUACCUAACCUCAAAGAUGCUGUUGGAGAACCCUGAGAAGGCAUCGUUGUUGUUGUGGGAGGAGGAUUAUGAACUUCUGGAGACUUGUGUUUGUGCACUCACCAAAACCGGUCGAAAGAAGUGUUCUCGCUUAGCUGCAAAAUCUCAGAUUGUUGUUUAGCGAGAAGGAUCUCUUUAUGCUCAUAGGGAUUCUUGGCACAGUGGUGGGGUAACUAAUAAAACCAUACCAGAUGAUUUGGUGGUGACUUGGUCUAAAACAAGAAAAGGCAUUAGAAUUUCACUAACAGCCAGCUUGUGUAAAAUACAUAUUCUGUAGAACAUUGAUUGAAAGUACAGAUUGAUUUGUGGUUGAAAGGCUGAGUUUUAGGAGAGCCUUUUAGCCCAUAUAGCCUAUCUUUUUAUGGCUCAACAAUUCCAUGUAUCAUGUACGCUGUUUAGACGAUUUAACAAAUUGCUUUUCUUAUUUCAUUUUGUGGAUCGAAA